AUGAAUGACCCUGUUCCCCUGUCUAAAGACAAAAUUAAUUCUGAUGCACUAUUAACAUCAAUUACUCCACAUAAAAACAAAGUUGAAAAUAAUAAACAAAUUGUUCUACUCCAAACAUUUAAAGCUAUCAUUUCAGAUUCAGAGGGUAAAACUAAAAUACAUUGUCGAGGUUUAAUUGAUUCAGGGAGCCAAAGAAGUUUUAUCCGUGAAAGAUUAGUAAAUAAAUUGAAAUUACCAGUAGAAGAUAGGGAAAAAAUAAGCUUGCAUACUUUCGGAAAUAGUACCGCUAUUAACGUUAAAAGACAUCGCGUCAAGUUUUUGCUACACAACAUAAGAGACGAAAAUAAAUGUUUAAGUAUCGAGGCAUUAGAAUCCCCUGAAAUCUGCAACACAUUAAUAGAAACACCCAACAAAGAUUUGCGUGAACAAAUUCAAUCUUUAGGUAUUAAAUUGUCGGAUUCCGAAAACGGAUAUAGGGAUAGUAAAAUUGACAUUUUAAUUGGGUCUGAUUAUUUUUGGGAAAUAGUUUCUGGUACAACUCGACGUAUAAAUGAAAAAGUAAUGUUGUUAGAUACUUUGAUGGGAUGGAUAAUUCAUAUUCCAAUUUCGAAUUUCGAUCUUAAUUUUAAAACAUCAUCAGUUGAAGUAUUGAGCGCUAUUGUCACGAAAGAUUUAGAUGAUGAAUUAACGAAUCAGUUGAAAGCAUUUUGGGAGUUAGAAUCUCUAGGAAUCCAGAAUGACCCUUCUAAACGGGCUAUUUCAAAAGGGGAGGCUCUUCAAAAAUUCGAAAAAACUUUAACUUUUAAAAACGGUCGAUAUGUAGUUGCACUUCCAUGGAAGCACGAAAAUGAAAAUUUAGCUAGUAAUUAUGAUAAUGCUCGAAAACGAUUAAAUUCAUUAAUUAGACGAUUUUAUAAAUACCCUUCUUUGUACAUCAAAUAUAAAGCAGUGAUUGAUGAAUACUUCAAAUUGGGAAUUGUGGAGGAAGUUCGUGAUACUCGCAAUACAGGUCAUCCUACGUAUUACUUACCACAUUCUCCCGUUAUCAGGAAAGAUAAAAGCACAACCAAGUUGAGAAUUGUGUUUGAUGCCUCAUCGUAUCCCCCUCAUGCCCCAUCACUAAAUGAUUUGCUACACUCGGGUCCUAAUCUAAACCCAGAUCUUUUAAAUUUAAUUCUUUCAUUUCGAUUCCACAGAAUCGCAUUUGUUGCAGAUAUAGAGAAGGCAUUUUUAAAUAUUGGACUUUCGGAGAAUGAUCGCGAUGUUGUCCGGUUUUUGUGGAUAGAUGAAUUAUUAAAUGAUAUAACUCAAACUAAAUUGAAGGUUUGUAGACUAUCAAGGGUUCUUUUUGGCGUUACAGCUAGUUCCUUUUUGUUAGCAGCUGUUAUAAGAUAUCACUUAUAUCAGUAUUCUAAUUUAUACCCAGAAACAAGUUUAAUGUUAAGGGAAUCAAUGUACGUUGAUGAUUUGCUUUCCGGUGCUUUAAAUGAAGAUAAGGCUCUCCAAUUGUCUAAAGAAUCAAAAUUUAUAAUGGAAGAUGCAGGUAUGAGAUUGAGAAAGUGGAAAAGUAAUUCAUUAACCCUGGAAAGUAAAUGGAAUAAUUUGGGAUUUGACACGGGUACUUGUGAACAAUCUGAUGAAUCUUUAAAGGUGUUAGGACUUUUAUGGGAUUCACAAAAUGAUAAUUUUAAAUUCGAUACUUCUAGUUUGAUACAAUUUAUUAAGGAAUCAGAUGGCACUAAACGAACGUUAAUUAGAACUGCAGGAAGAAUCUUCGAUCCUCUGGGAUUUAUCUCCCCUUACACAGUUCGUGUAAAACUACUUUUCCAAGAAUUAUGGGAACGUGGAGUUCAUUGGGACAAGAAGUUGCCCACAGAUAUUGCUCAGGAAUGGAAAAAAUGGCAUGAAGAAUUGUCAUUAGUCAAUACUUUGAAAAUGCCCAGGCAUUGUUUCGGACAGACUGAAUUUGAAAAUUUAAGAAACGUACAGGUUCACUGUUUCACUGACGCCAGUGCAAAAAUUUAUGGUUCAGUGAUAUUUAUUCGUUACACAGAUGAAAAUAACAUUACCAAAAUAUCCUUUCUUGCAUCUAAAAGCAGAGUUGCACCCCUUAAAAAAUUAACAAUUCCUAGACUCGAACUGACUGCCACCCUGAUAGGAGCUCGUUUAAUUUCCCAUAUCAAGCCUAUUUUUAAAAGAUUCCAUUCGAAAGUCAGUUAUCAUUGUUGGACCGACAGUAACAUUGCGCUUUGUUGGAUAAAAAAUUCUUCUACUAAGUGGAAACCGUUUAUUGAGAGCAGAGUUCGAGAAAUCCAAUCAUUAACGAAUCCAAGCAUAAGGAAAUUUUGCCCCGGCCGAAUGAAUGUUUCGUAUAUAAUAACAAGAGGAAAGAGUAUAUUUGAAUUGAUGAAAUGUGAAGCAUGGUUUACUGGUCCCGAAUGGAUAAAAAAUGAAAAAAAUUGGCCAAAGUCAAUAUCCGUUAAUGAUUUCUGCGAUGAAGCUUUAGGAAUGGAAAUGCGAAAACAAGAAGUUUUAUUCCUAGCCACAGUCAAUGAAGAUCUAUUGGAUUUCAAACGUUACGGUAGUUACAGAAAAGUUCUACCAGUAACCGCUAACAUCAGAAGAUUUAUUUACAAUUGUCGACAUGACGAUAAAAGAGUUGGUUCUUUAAACGCUGAUGAAAUUAAUGAAUCUGAAAAUUACUGGAUUUUGAAUGCUCAAGAACAUGCUUUACUUUCAGAAAAAAAAAGCAUUAAUUAA
This is a messenger RNA of Uloborus diversus, 2760 nucleotides long. RefSeq lists its product as uncharacterized. Gene Ontology annotation, molecular function: aspartic-type endopeptidase activity. The coding region runs from base 1 to 2760 and encodes 919 amino acids. Lineage: Eukaryota; Metazoa; Arthropoda; Arachnida; Araneae; Uloboridae. The transcript has a single exon. Gene Ontology annotation, biological process: proteolysis. The record is from RefSeq and is a predicted model, not a curated record.